This is a messenger RNA of Callorhinus ursinus (northern fur seal), 2629 nucleotides long. The record is from RefSeq and is a predicted model, not a curated record. Lineage: Eukaryota; Metazoa; Chordata; Mammalia; Carnivora; Otariidae.
UCGGCACAGGGCCUCCUCCGUACGGUGGAUGCAGGCCCUUCGCUCCGCUCCAGGGAGGGCAGGGGGGCGACAGAGAUGGCGGGCAGGAGGCCGGGGUCUGCGGAGUUAGGGGCCGUCAGAAAGUUUGGGCAGAAAGAACGGCAGGGAUUGAAACAGGUUGCCGCAGACUGGGGUCGAAGUGUCGGAGGAGGAAGAGCGAGGGAGGGAGACAGAAGGAUGCGGAAACAGGGAAACCCAGAUGGACAAAAGGAGAGAAGAGAAACAAGGACAAAGAGACAGAUACAGAGAACAAAACACAUAGUGGUCUCGGAGAAGGCGCAGGACCCAAACCCAGAAUAACCUUAUCUGAGAAAGAAGCCCAGAAGAAGAGGGGAAAAAGGAGGAAUGGCUCUUCCCCAGGGACGGGUGACCUUCAGGGAUGUGGCCAUAGAAUUCUCUCCGGAGGAGUGGGAGUGCCUGGACCCUGCUCAGCGGGCCUUGUACAGGGACGUGAUGGUGGAGAACUACUGGAACCUGGUCUCCCUGGGUGAGGAUAGUUUCCCUCCAGAAGUCGGAUGCCUUUCUGCUGGAUUUGAAAUCAAGGAAUUACCACCAAUAGAGGACAUUAAUGAAGGAGAAUUAUACCACUUAGUGAUACUGGAGAGAAAUGAAAGCCAUAGCAUCAAGGAUUUUGAUCUCAAGAAAGACUGGGAAAAUAUGCAUGAGUUUGAGAGUCAUUGGAGAUAUGAUGCAAGAAAUUACAAAGAAGUGCCUUUGACACAUAACAAAAAUCUCACUCAUAGAAAAGAUCAACAGCUUAAUAAAUCCUCAAUUACUUUUCCUCAAAAGCAGAGUAUUUCUGUAAAAAAUAAUACAUACCAAUAUUUCAUGCCUGAUGAGCCAUCUGUAAGGCAUUUGUUAAAACUGGAAAAUAACAUAAGUGAUGCUGGAAAUUGGUACAUAAACUGUUUGGGAAAUAGAAUUGGAUUAAGUUUGCAGGCACACCUGGCUGAACUGCAGAGAUUUCAUACUGAGGAAAAAAUGUAUGAAUGUAAUCAGGUUGAGAAAUCUUUGAACGAUUCCUCUGUUUCACCACUUCAGAGAAUUCCAUCUAAUAUCAAAAACAUUUGGAAUAAAUAUAGGAAGAUUUUAAAAUAUCCUUUGUUACCUGCACAAUACAGAAGAGCAUACACUAGAGGAAAAUCUUACAACUGUAAUGACUGUGGGAAGGCUUUUAGCAAAAGCUCAAACCUCAUGAGUCAUGAGAGAAUUCAUUCAGGACAGAGACCUUACAAAUGUAAUGAGUGUGGCAAAGCCUUUACGGAGCGUUCACACCUUACUCAACAUAAGAAAAUCCAUACUGGAGAGAAACCUUACAAAUGUAAUGAGUGUGGCAAAGCCUUUAACCAGUGUUCGAACCUCACUAGACAUCAGAGAGUCCAUACAGGAGAGAAACCAUAUAAAUGUAACAUAUGUGGCAAGGUCUGUAGUCAAAAUUCAAACCUUGCAAAUCAUCAGAGAAUGCAUACUGGAGAGAAACCUUACAAAUGUAAUGAAUGUGGUAAGGCCUUUAUCCAGCGUUCCCACCUUUGGAGUCAUGAGAGAAUUCAUACUGGAGAGAAACCUUAUAAAUGUAAUGAAUGUAACAAAGCCUUUGCUGAACGUUCAAGCCUUACUCAACAUAAGAAAAUCCAUACCGGAGAGAAACCUUACAAAUGUAAUGAGUGUGGCAAAGCUUUUAAGCAGUGCUCACACCUCAUUAGACAUCAGAAUACACAUCCUGGAGAGAAGCCACACAAAUGUACUGUAUGUGGCAAAGCUUUCAUCCAAAGUUCUAGCCUUAUAGAACAUCAGAGAAUUCAUACAGGAGAAAAACCUUACAAAUGUAAUAAAUGUGAUAAGGCUUUUAUCAGACGGUCACACCUGUGGGGUCAUGAGAGAACUCAUACUGGAGAGAAACCUUACAAAUGUAUUGAGUGUGGCAAAGCCUUUGCUGAGCGUUCAAAUCUUACUCAACAUAGAAAAAUCCAUACUGGAGAGAAACCUUACAAAUGUAAUGAGUGUGGCAAAGCUUUUACCCAAUUUGCAAACCUUACUAGGCAUCAGAAAAUACACACUGGAGAGAAACCACACAAAUGUGAUGUGUGUGACAAGGCUUUUAUCCAAAGUUCAAGCCUUAUGGAACAUCAAAGAAUUCACACAGGAGAAAAACCUUAUAAAUGUAAUAAAUGUGAUAAGGCUUUUAUUAAACGUUCUCACCUUUGGGGUCAUGAGAGAACUCAUACUGGAGAGAAACCUUAUAAAUGUAAUGAGUGUGGCAAAGCCUUUACGGAGCGUUCACAUCUUACUCAGCAUAAGAAAAUCCACACUGGAGAGAAGCCUUAUACAUGUAAUGAGUGUGGCAAAGCUUUCACCCAGUUUGCAAAACUUACUAGGCAUCAGAAAAUACAUGGUGAAAAGAAACAUUAUAAAUCUAGUAUGUGUGGCAGUGGUUUUAUUCAAAGCUCAAGCUUUGGGGAUCAUCAAAGAAAUCACAGUAGAAAGAAACCUUACAAAUAAAAUGAUUAAGCAAGUGUUCAAGCCUUAUUCAACAUCAGUAUUCCAUCAUGGAGAGGAACCAUAUGAAACUAAUGUAUGUGGCAAAGCCUGU